Messenger RNA from Telopea speciosissima, 835 nucleotides. RefSeq names its product protein TIC 40, chloroplastic-like. The record is from RefSeq and is a predicted model, not a curated record. NCBI's taxonomy places the organism in Eukaryota, Viridiplantae, Streptophyta, Magnoliopsida, Proteales, Proteaceae. The transcript has 8 exons. Gene Ontology annotation, cellular component: chloroplast inner membrane; chloroplast thylakoid membrane. Gene Ontology annotation, biological process: chloroplast organization; protein import into chloroplast stroma. The coding region runs from base 50 to 478 and encodes 142 amino acids.
UACUAAAGAACCGGGUUCUGUCUUGUCAGUGGAAGCUUUAGAGAAAAAGAUGGAAGAUCCAACGGUGCAAAAGAUGGUCUAUCCCUAUUUGCCUGAAGAGAUGAGGAACCCUGUUACCUUCAAAUGGAUGCUUCAGAAUCCACAAUACCGUCAACAGUUACAAGAAAUGCUAAACAAUAUGGGAGGGAGCACUGAAUGGGACAAUCGGAUGAUGGAUUCCUUGAAAAUUUUCGAUCUUAGCAGUCCAGAUGUCAAGCAACAGUUUGACCAAAUUGGGCUUACACCUGAAGAAGUCAUUUCAAAAAUUAUGGCCAACCCUGAAGUUGCUAUGGCAUAUCAAAAUCCAAGAGUUCAAGCUGCCAUCAUGGAUUGUUCACAGAAUCCUGUGAGUGUAGCUAAAUAUCAAAAUGACAAGGAGUUUAUGGAUGUUUUCAACAAAAUUUCAGAACUCUUCCCCGGGGUGACAGGUUCACCUUGAUUUCCCCACCCCAGUUGCUCGAGGGGGUAUAUGUGCCCUAGUUCCGCAUGACCAUGUGCUGAGGUGCACUUGUCUCUUAAUGACACCGUUUGUUAAAGAAGUGUGCACAUUUCAUAUCAGUUCCGGGUGAUCUGAUGAAGGCGGGUUUCUUCAUUUCCUGAUUGUCCUUGCUUUCAAAAAUGUAUUAACGCACUAAGUCUUGGUUGUGCAGUUGAAUGCAUUGUUCCCUGGUAGCAGUGCUAAAGGUGUGCUGUGUAUCCUCUUUGCUAAUCAAACAGAUGUAUUCAUCUUUACUGUCUUAGGCUGUAAAAAUUUUAUAGAUAUAUUUUUUACUUUAAUCUAUGCUUCAUUCUUUUC